AUGUCAUCUAGCGGAGGCCUUUCCCUGCGACAGUCAAGGUCGUCCGCUUCCAAGAACUCGACUGGCGCAAGACAUACACCACCGCCGACAACAUUAACACCCGAAAACCUCGAGGCGCAAUUCGAGCCAUGCGCCGCGACAGCCUCGUUCCUGUUGUACGCGCAACAGAAGACUGUGCUUGUCCUCCACCACGACACCCUUGCGAUCGAGCGACGAUUCCAUGGCCAUGCCGAGGCUGUCCAGUGGAUAUCGGUGGACAAUGCGAGCGAAAGAGGAUCGGGUCGGCUGGCGGUCAGCAGUGAUGCUGGCAAAACAACGAUUGUCUGGGAUAUUCUGACGGGAGGAGAAAUCGCGCGGUUCAGUUCGUACGAGCAUAUGCUGGUUGCGAAUUUUAUGCGCAAUGGCAAUAUCGCUUUCGGAAACGAGAAGGGCAACAUCGUGCUGUUCGAGCCUUCCACAUCAGAGCACAUAUCUGCGCGGACGAUCUACGACCCGAUCACGGCCAUCGCACCAUCGGCAGACUGCAGAACAUUUGCGAUUGGGUAUAUGAACGGCUCCAUACUUAUCGCGACCCUACAACCAUCCUUCACAAUAUUGCACACCCUGACGACGACGAGAGCGCCAUCGCGAAUCACCGGCCUCUCCUGGCACGGUUCAUCUUCAAAGCAGAAAACCGACAUGCUUGCGACUCAGACCCAGGAUGGUGAUCUGCGGGUUUGGAGUGUACCGAAGGCGCCGCAUAGCGAACAGCCCAACAUCAUCAGAGUUCUGCAACGUGCGGAUGUCCCAUCGUCUGGACCGUGCUGGUUUGCAUGGUCUAAGAGUGGGCGCAUCGUUCAAUAUGCUGAAGGCGAAACACGAGCAUGGGAUGUACGGACGAAGAAGGUUUCAUGGGAUCUCAUCCCAACCGGUAACGACGUGAUAGGAAUGGCGAACUUCGGCCCAUCCGCGACCCUGUUCACCCUGAGCCGAAGUCACUUUGUACAGCAGUACGACAUCCAGCCCAACCAAGUUGCGAUGCAGGUGGCCAGCGUGCAGCAUGUACCUGCCAACACACCGCCGACGCCUCCGACUACUCUCGAAGAGCAGAAGAAUCCAUAUGCUCGGUCAGAGUCGUCGACAUCGGAUGCUCCAGUGUUACCUACCUUUACGGAUACUGGAGAGAGCAGCGCAGAUGAGGCUGCUUACAUGUCGCCCAUCCAGAAAAUUGCUCAUGAGAUGGAUACACUUGACGCGCUUCAGUCCGAGAUCCGCGAUAAGGUGAUGCCGCUCAGUCCGACCUCAAGUCGCGCCUCAUCAUCAAGCUCAAGGUCUUCGGGGGCGCGGCGGCGCGGUCGGAAGUAUCUUUACGACAGACCGGACUCAUCCCGCGCUUCGACCAACUCCAGCUACGAGCCCACAGAGUUUUCUUCGGGAACAGCUUCAGCUCGCCAAGGACACGAGAGCAUAUCGAUCCGCUCGGUUUCUUCUUUCGCUUCGGCCUCGAACUCCAGAUAUCGACCCACAACCUUGCGAAAGGAAAUCAUGAGAAGUCCACAAGACGCGCAAGGAACAGCGGCGAUGGAUCUCUUCCCACACACUCGAGCAAAACUACGAGAAGUGGCAUUCCGGACACCACACUAUGGCAAUGCCGCGCGUACCCCAGAUCUCCUGCAGCGCGAGAUGCUGAGCGUGGUCUUUGGCUGGAACGACACUUCAGAGGCCCUGGUUCGCGCUGAGAUGGAACAUCACAGACCAGGCUCUGCCAGUGGCGUGCUGCUCUCAAAAUGGCUGGGCGACAUCGGCGCAGACAGCAUGGCUUCAAUGGUAGGCUCGGAGUCGAUGACUUCGUCCGACUGGAUGUUGCUGGCUCUGAGCUCGAUUGGAGGCGACUCACAGAAGAAGGUCGGCGAGGCCUUCGUCCAGCGACUACUGGAGAAGGGCGAUGUGCACCCUGCAGUGGCCAUUCUACUCGGGCUCGGCGAGCACAACGACGCGAUUGAAGUCUACGUCUCGCAGCACUACUGGCUCGAGGCUGUGCUGUUGACCUGUCUGACUUGCGCAGCAGACUGGGGCCGUAUAUCUUACUUGAUCCGCAAGUGGGGUGAGGCUGCCGUUCAGCAAGGUCAGGCAGAGCUGGCUGUGAGGUGUUUCUCCUGCACGAGCAUUGAGACCUCUGAGCCUUGGUUCUCCCCACGAGCGCAGGACGCGGUCUACGCUGCUCAGCACGAACGGUUCACUCAGCCUCCAAGCGCUGGAGGCAUGACAAGUCCCCCGAACUCUCCACCGUCGAGGUCUGCGUCCGGGCGGCUGACAGUGAAGAAUGCUUCUCUGAAGCUUAUGACGACGUUUGGCGAAAAAGGUGUGCCGGUAGGGGUGGACCCACGAACUCCACUUAACGCUGCCGGAAUCACCCCCAUUGCUCAAUCUGCCAUGCCAUCUGCCCUUUCACCAGGCGGCAUCGAUCCUUGGCAGCAGCGAUCGCGUAUGAUGCGGGACCCUUCUUCUGCCAGGACCGCAACGCCCGGCGGCUUCAGCAGAAGGAAACGGCUGCCGUCACGAACCGACAUCGAGCGCGCUAAGCAAGAGGCAGCGAACCUGACAACUCCCAUCACCGCCGCUCGCGACUUUGCCGGACCUGCUGCUCCAGCGCAUAGCAGGAGGACCUCUUCUGUCAGUAGUAAUCAAGAACCAUCGACAACGCUCAGAACGACGAGCCAGGUCGACCGACUAGCACCGGAUACAGCCCUUCGAGACGACUCUCACCUUCCUUCUCCCGCCCAAGGAGUCUUUACCCGUUUGAAGGACUCUCACGCCCGGCAUGGUUCUGAUGACAGGAAGCCCGAAGGCUUGGCCGUCCAGGUCAUGGAUACACGCUACUCUGAGGCGCUUUCACCUGGCCCAGGAACCGGCGGUAGUCGAGGAGGCGCAUUGACUCCUCCACUCACAGAUGGUUCACGGAGCACUUCGGGCCGCGCGGUCAACAACUACAUCAGCAGCGUUGAUGAGGCGCGAGAGCAGGCCCGUGAGAGGCGAGCACAAAGCAGACGCCGUGGUGAGAGCCGCAAGCGGGACGGCAGCAGUACUGGAAGAGGCACCAGCCGUGGCCGGGAGCCUUCGGAGACACGUUCACACCGCGAUGUGCGCUACAUCAAGCCAGCAAAGCGUUCGCCAUCCUCUCCAGUCCCAAUGUCGCCGGAAGAAAUUGCUCAAGCUACCCAGGCUUCCAAGGUCGAGCCAGCAACCACGGACGACGAGAGCUUUUACAAGAUGGCCUCUCCGGUGGACUCGCAUAAGAGCAUGCGUUCGGCGAGAUCAGAGCCGAAGCCUGAACGACGCAGGCCAUCACUUGCUAAUACCGGUGAAAUUGCUCCCCCGACGCCAGUGACCCGUGCACGCAGCCGGGGUCCAAGCCGACAGCCGAGUCCUGACAGCACACGCAUGAGGACAGACAGCCUCCGGGGCCGCCGAGAGGAACGUACUGUUGGAUCUUCGGCUCGCUCACCCUCUUCUCCACUGCCCAUGGCAUCCGAAUCGCAAGGCAUGAAUGAAACAGACGAUACCAACAGCGACGGCCGGCGCAUUCGUCUCAGGGCUGGCAGCCAAGCAGACGAUGCUCAAUCACGAAGAGGUGAGAGCCGUAGCAGACGGGAGAGAUCAUCCAGUCGCAAGCAAACUAUCGGUGACGAGAGCAAUUUGAGCUUGGCGGUAUCCCAGCUUAGCAAGAGCAGCGUGACCAAUGCUUCGCAGGUCUCGUCGGCUUCUGAGAGCAACCCUCUCAAGCCUCGAGGCUUCAGCAGGAAGGAGUUGGCGGCUAGGGAGUUGGAGGAGCGUCGCCUGUCCCUGGCUCGACGACCUUCGGCACCAAGCAUCCCUAUGCCUGGUGAAGUUCAAUUUGGAGUUGUGAGGCCUGGCCUGGGCCCACGGUCGCAUACCGAGCUCAGCAACAGCCCGACAUCCUUCACGCCGCCAUACUCCCGGUCUCAAACAGUCGAUCCUGACGCCAUGGCCAAGUACGGACGGACUUCUGGCACCUCGACCAUGACUGCUCCUAUUGGACUGCCGGCAACUCCAAGAGCGAUGCGACACCCACGAUACAUGGGAUCUGAGAGCAACAAAGGUGACUUCACCCCUCCCGUGCCGGAGAUUCCUGACAACGCCAGCCAGCUGUCAUCUAUCGGAAGCAACCUGAGCCAGAUGACCAGCUCGAAUGUCGAAUCAAACCUUACCUCCAACUUGACGUCCAACCUGACUGCGAAUACAAGCUACCUGGGAUCCAACUACAGCCACGUGACGUCAAACUCGAGCAACGUUACUUCCAACCUGAGCCAAUUGGCGUCAUCAGAGGUUGACGAUGGUGUCGGCGCAUUGUUGCCCUCUACCGUCUUUGGGCAGAAGGGCCCACAGGCACCCUCGCGCUCCGCUUCGGCGCCGCCGGAGAAGAUGUCUGGCAUUCAUCAUGCAUACAAGCCAAGCCUGCCACAGUCCAGUCGCCGACUAUCACACGUACGCAAGAUAUCUCCGCCAGACGCAUCACAAGCCGUCAAGGCAUCGAGUGGCGCGGUGUCGAGUAUCGACGAGACUCUUGCCGGAGGUGGCGACCAGCAGAUCAUCAUCAUUGCUGAGCCGGAAGACCCUCCUGUACUGCCGGAGCUGCAACAUCUCAGCGGCCCGCCACCUCCACCACCGCCGCCGACCAUGUACAGCCAUCCCAGCCCUCCACGUGGCUCCGGCGUCAUCAGCAUCGCCAUGGACGACAACAUGCCCACCUCCGCCGUCGAUGUCCCGAACACCCUCCCUUCGACGACGUACCCGCAGCCAAUGGAGCGCGCAACGACAGCAUCACCAUCAACACACCGCCGCGGACGAGGGUCGGUCAGCGAGACGUUCGGCUCGCGCUUCCGCGGUUUUGGAGACAGGAUGCGAAGCACAUCCCGCAACGGAGCAAAGUCACCGCAAGAGUACAAGCCUCCGCCGUACGAGACUGUGCUUCCGCCCUUCCCAUACCAACAUCAGCGCGGCGAGAGCGUCGGUCGUGCCAAGAGUCCUUACGAGCAAGCCAUGGCCGCCCAGAACAACAGCACACAAGACCAGAUCCCUCCGCCGCCGCCGCCGCCACCUCCAGCACCUCCCGCGUCAGGGAUGGAAGGCAGGAUCAGCGAAACCUCUAUCCCGCCCUCGAUGCUGCCGAGAAGCCACAGCGCCGCCGGCGGAUACCGCAACCCAAAGGAGAUCAGAGCGAACAUGCCGCCCUCUACUAUGCAACAAGGUGCUCAGGGUGGCUUCCUCUGA
This is a messenger RNA of Saxophila tyrrhenica, 5271 nucleotides long. RefSeq lists its product as uncharacterized. Gene Ontology annotation, molecular function: transcription factor binding. Gene Ontology annotation, cellular component: nucleus. Gene Ontology annotation, biological process: positive regulation of transcription by RNA polymerase II. The transcript has 2 exons. The record is from RefSeq and is a predicted model, not a curated record. Bases 1 to 5271 code for a protein of 1756 amino acids. Lineage: Eukaryota; Fungi; Ascomycota; Dothideomycetes; Mycosphaerellales; Extremaceae.